AUGAAAACCGCCAACCUGGACAACUUCGACCUCAUCCACGAGGAGGUCGCCAAGGUCAUGGAGAAGGAGCUAGACAAGUGCGGAUCACUCAAGGCCCUGAUCCAAGCAGAGCACGACAAGGGCUGGGAGCAAGUUAAGCUGCGCAUGGAGCAGCUCCAGGCUGCUAAGCAGAAGAUCCAGGAGCAAAAGAGAGCGACGAAGGAGAAGGCGGAGGUCCACGUGAAGGAGCUGGACGAAGCCGUUGCAGCAGCUGAGGCUGCUGCCUCGGUCUUGAAGGAGGCCGCCGAGAGGCUGACGGUCGAUGGGGCAGAGAAGUUCAAGCUCGAGCAGGCCAGGGCUGUGGCCCAAGGGGCCCAGGGCAUUGUUGCAUACCUCCGAGGUCUUUAUACGAUUCUGUGCUGGCCGGUGUUUCGAACUCUGCAAAGAUUGGAGUAG
Messenger RNA from Symbiodinium natans, 435 nucleotides. The record is from the annotation of a GenBank genome assembly. Lineage: Eukaryota; Dinophyceae; Suessiales; Symbiodiniaceae.